Cicer arietinum (chickpea) is the source of this 966-nucleotide messenger RNA. RefSeq lists its product as uncharacterized. NCBI's taxonomy places the organism in Eukaryota, Viridiplantae, Streptophyta, Magnoliopsida, Fabales, Fabaceae. The record is from RefSeq and is a predicted model, not a curated record. Gene Ontology annotation, molecular function: electron transfer activity.
UCAAAUCACAACACACUCACUCCCUUUGCUUUAUUAAUUAAGAAACAGCUAAGAGACAAGAUAGAAUAUUCAUACAACAAUGGCCAUCACAAACUUUGUUCAUGUCCUCACCUUACUGGUUAUAACCGCUUCAAUGUUUGCAGUUACUAUGGCAAACAAGGACUGGCCCUCCUUUGGUUUUAACCACACUGAUUGGAGGUCUAGAUUUGGAAACCAUCACCACCAUAUAAAUAAGACAGAACAACAACCCAAGAAGAUUAUUGUGGGUGGCUCUGAAAAUUGGCAUUUUGGCUAUAACUACUCAGAUUGGGCUAUGAAGAGUGGCCCUUUUUACCUCAAUGAUACUCUCGUUUUCAAGUAUGAUGCUCCAAAUGCAACGAGUUUCCCACACAGCGUGUACAUGUUUCGAAAUUGGUGGAGUUUCAUGAAUUGUGAUGUUAAAAGUGCAAAGAUGUUGGCUAAUCACACACAAGGUAGUGGGGAGGGAUUUGAAUUGGUGUUAAACAAGUGGAAACCUUAUUACUUUGCUUGCGGUGAGAAAAAUGGAUUACAUUGCAACAUUGGACAAAUGAAAUUCGCUAUUUUCCCAAUGCUUCGUCCCUUCUGGUCAUCGCCUUGAGAAAAUGCAUAUUCGAAUUGCAUGCAACUUUUCAAUUUUAUACUUUUUCCUUUUUUAAUAAUUUUCAUUAUACAUUCCACUAAAUUAAAAUAAAACAGUUUUCUUAUAGAAGAAACUUAGGUGUAUUUUUUUAAGUGUUUUUUUUAUGUGGUUCUUAAUUUAAAAUACAUCUUUUGUGAUUGUGAAUUUAAAGCAAUCAUAAUUGAUUAAGUUAAACACCACACAAAAAUCAUAUAAAAAAAUACACCUAAAUUUUGUGUUUUUCUUAUUCUUGCACUUAUCAACAUGUAUGAUUUUGUGAUGGUUUGAAUAAUAUAGAUGUUAUGUGUUUCUUAUUUGUAAGUUUA